Molecule: messenger RNA, 3050 nt
Organism: Podarcis muralis (Common wall lizard)
Lineage: Eukaryota; Metazoa; Chordata; Lepidosauria; Squamata; Lacertidae
Source: RefSeq, a predicted model, not a curated record
GCGGGAGGAGGAGGAGUUCCGGCGCCUGCCUGCCUGCCCGCUGCGUGAAAGUCACUUUCACGUGAGGAAUCAAAGACACACGGCAGAUAAGCUUUCAUUCAGGAGGCCUGAGGCAAGAUCUAAAGGGGGAAGAGAGGGAUAGACUCUGCAUCUAGGUCUAGCAGCAAAGUUGUGUUACCACUGACCACCCUUUCAAACUGCAUAAUGCCUGGUCUUCUGAACCGGAUGUGCCACAUUGGGUUCCACGUCCCUGAGGGGCAACAGCUGGCCAGCAACUUGGUGCGCCAGUUUGGAUUCGAGCUGUUUGCUGCACGGGUGGCAGAAUGGAGCAGGCAGCUGGCCUUCCGGAGAGGGGAUGCUGUCUUUCUCGUCAAUGAAAGGCUGAAGCCUGCCAAGAGAGACGCUCUACCUGUGCCAUCUUCAGGCUGCCGCAAGGAUAAAGGAAUUCUGUACGACGUGGACCUAGAGUAUGCCGUCAGUACAGCCUCCAACAUUUGCUUUGAGGCAGAAGAUGUACCUGGCAUCUCCCAAAGCCUACAGGAACGAGGAUGCCAGAUCCUCAUCCCUCCCACAGCUGUGGGAGAUGAAAAUGGCCACGUCACUUAUUCAGUAGUGGGAUCCAUCAUAGGCAACAUCAGCCACACACUGCUUGACAGAUCUGGGUACAGCGGACCGUUCCUGCCUGGUUUCCACAUGGUGGAGGGUGCUCCCAAGGUCCAGGUGGGUGGCCAGGUGACACAUUUUGAUCAUAUCACCUAUGCUUGUCCCCAAGGUAGCUCACAAGCUGUGUUGGACUGGUACAAGAACUGUUUGGGAUUCCAGCGCUUCCCCAUCCACCAGCAAGACAAUGGUACUGAUGGCUAUACAAUCCAAGGUGCUGGUAUGGGUCUUCGUCUUACUGCCAUGCAGUCCAAUGGGAGCGAUCCGACUCUGCUUCGCAAUGACUGUAAAAUUAUUCUAGCCGAGUCCCUGUCAGAGCAAAAGAAGAACCAGGUGGAUACUUUCUUAGAGCAGCAUGGUGGAUCAGGCAUCCAACACGUGGCACUCUACACCACAGGUAUUAUAGGGGCCGCUGCGGCCAUGGCCAGAUCUGGCGCAAACUUUUUCAAGCCCCCCUUAUCAUACUACAGUGAGAAAAGGAAGGUGGAGGAGAUAAGGCAAGCUGGGCAAAAUCUUCAGCUCCUGAAGGACCACGGCAUCCUUCUGGACGCUGGCGUAGGAGGCAGCGGUGGCUCUGGAGGCCUUUGUGAGAAGCAAUACCUCAUGCAGAUCUUCACAAAGCCUCUCUUUACAGAGGAUACUUUCUUCCUGGAGCUUAUAGAGCGAUGUGGGGCCACAGGUUUUGGCGAGGGAAACAUUCGUGCUCUCUGGCAGUCUGUACAAAACUAUAUGGACCAGCAAGUUUGAAGAAUGCACACCAACACCCCGUUACACAAUAUUGUGCUCAGUGUAUAUGUUAACCUGAUGGUGCGAGUUCUGCAAACCUGCUCCUACGGGGUUGGUUUCCCUGUUAUAUCGAUGACAUAAGGAGUUCUAGAUCAUGUGCAUACUUCCUAAACUGGCUCUGCACCUCCACCAGAGUUGCUUUCACUGGUGUAAAAAGUAUCCAUGUGAUCUGGAUGACCCACCUAAUCAGAACUUUUUACACAUUGCUGAUCUAUUUUGAGUUGGGAGCUCUAACCAUAGCGAAGAAACAUCGUGAUGGCAGCUGCACCUCAAGGCCUGUGUGUACAUGCUUAUUUCUCUUAGUGCUAAAAUGCAAAGGCUUUAAGGACCCUCCAGAUGUUGAGCUGCAACUCAUAUCAUCCCUGACCACUGGUCAUGCUGGGUGUUGGGAGUAUAGCAACAUCUGCAGGGCUGCAGGUUCCCAUCCCUAAGGCAAGAUACGGCAUGUAUUUCUGUCCUAAAAAGGGGCAAGCACUGGUACUGCACAGGCAACUUAUCCACAGCAAAGCCCAUUAUUUUCGGACCUGAUUCUGAAACAAAUGAAUUGCCCCACUCACUUAAUUCAUUGCGAUUCCCAUUUUAAGGUCAGAAGAGGAAGUUGUUUCUGCCUCUACCAGUGUUUAUGCUUAAGUUUAUCUCCAUAAUCCAGUUAAGUGUCCAAAAAAAGAAAGUAAAUUCCUAUGCUGUUUCUACCGAUUUACACACUAUAGAAUAAUAGUUAGUUGGACACACAGAAUGCAAGAUGGUUUGCUAACUAUUCCUGCUGUGCAACUUGGCAGCUUCCUGACUAGCAGCACAGUAAGGACUAGCUGGGAACUCUUGUGGCUCUGUAGAUCCAAAACAGCUGCACACAGAAUUGGAUGAUGAGACAGUGUCAAGGUUUGGGCUCCUAUAAGAGGGAUAGAAUUUGCCUUGCACCAUAUUGAAAACUAGAAGGGUGAAUAAUUAUCAGGUGAGCCUACAUCUCCGAAGGCAGCUACCUUGUUAUGCUGCUUAACUACUGAUACCACUGUUCCAAGUAAUUAUGUGGAGGGCGAAGUAUAGUCAAUUCAUUAAAGUCUCCUGAGCUCUGACAGAGAAGACAUUUUUGCUAGGUGGGCAUUGGAAUAUCUUCUUCAGUACAAAACUAUGUGCUGAAGCUCUUUUAAAAAACUGUUACUUGAAUGGUUUCUGUCUCAAGUAUAUUUGUGAUGAGAUCACAGCAAAACAUUAAUAUGUUUAUUAACAACAAUUUAAAUUAUAAGAUUUAUUUAUAACUUAUUAUUUAAAUUAUAACACUGAAGUAUAAUGUUCUUUUAAGUGUUGGGUAUAAUAGCAUUUUUUCUGUUUUAGGUCUAGUUGGUAAUAUGUUUUACUAUUUCAAUUUGGCCAGCUAGUCAGUUGAAGAACAGCUUAUUUCUUUAGUAAACUUGCUUAAUUUUUGUUACAAUUGUGUUAAGUUUUAAACAUCUUUCAAUUGGAUAUUUAUUUGGGCAUGUGGAAUACUUAUAGUAAUAAAGAUAUAUGUGUUUAAGUCAGGGUUGAUCUUUUUAAAAAUUCUUAAUAUCAGUUGAGACUAUUUUUUGUUAUAUUCGCAUUAAAAACAGAAUUGCGUUAACUUUAAA